AAUCGGCGUUUUCUUAUUGAACUUUAAUUUGAAUUUUAUUUACACACAUAUCGAUGUUAAUGUACUCCCAGUGGAGCAACGUCCAAGCAAAACUUCUUACUUCGAAAUUGGAAUACGUCACAUUAUGAUAAUCGACAACAGAUGCUCUGCAGCUUCUAAUUAAAGAAGCCCAUUGUUAGUCGUAUCUGUGCUACAGGACAGAUAAUUCUUCUUCGAACAUAGUAUCGCAGUAGACACGAAUUUAGGUUCUCGAUUUGUUUCGCGUUCAGUGCAAAAUGAUUUUGCUACGUAAUAAAAAUAUCCAAGCGUUAAUAUUCGUCAUGAGUAUCCAGUCAGUGAAUUCUACCGAGCUUUUCUCAAUGUACAAUGCCUCGUCCAGAGCUGUUUCGAAGUGUCCCUUACCAAUAACGGUUCUGGACUUUAUUCACAAUUCUAGUCAGCCCGAUUUAGAAGCCAAAUGGCCCUGCGAAGUGCGCUCGUACUGGCUGUCGUUGCAGCCGUUUGUCAGAUCCGUCCGUUUCUUACUCCGCUAUGUAACCCCAUUUAUUAUAACAAUCGGUGUAUUGCUAAAUGCUGUAUCUUUUAGUCUGUUGAGCGCACCUGUGCUAUGUGACUCCAAUUUGUCACUUUAUCUAAGCGCGCUCGCUAUAUCGGACAAUGGAGCGUUAAUAUUCAAUUACGCCGUCAGCGUCGCAAAAUCACACUCCACGUCCGUUAACGAUCUUUUUAUGAACAGCAAGUUCUUAUGCGGCGCGAAUUCCGUGAGCAUGGAACUUUUUCAAUUUACAUCGACGUGGCUGAUCGUCGCCCUCACGUGGACGCGUGUCAUCGCCGUGAUGUUUCCGUUCGGGGCUCGCGACUAUCAGAAUCGCUCCGCGAUUACAACUAUCACCAGUCUAGUCUGCAUAAGCUUCAUAAUAUCUUUAACGAAGCUAUACUCCGGUGGAUACGAGACUGACAGCGUUUUUGAAUUUAUACCGUGCCAGGAGAAGAUAAAAUGGGGUAGCGCAAUGUACUUUUACAUCGCUCUGUCCACAUGGCUACCCUUGCUUUUUAUAUCGAUCGGCAAUCUACUGCUGAUCGUUCGCAUGAAAAAGUCUUACAGAAUUCACAACGAAUUAACUCGUAAGUCACGCUGCCGAUCAUUGACGCGCGAUAUCUCUGCACGAGGAGAUUCAACGACGAUUCUCGUCUCAGAUAAUUUUAGGUACAGAAGCAACAGAACACACAACUCCAGCAGGACGUUGCUCGCGGUAUCGAUAGUACACUUGAUCUUGCUGCUGCCGCUAGGAAUUGUCGAAACGUUGGAACUUUAUUGGGAUGUGAUUUUAAUCAAGCAUCCCACUAGUGUAGAGGAAAACGAGAGAUAUAUACACUGGUUGCAAGAGAAAAUGUUGCUCAAGUGGUGUCGCGGCUUGUUUUUUCACGUCUAUCAUUGGACUUUUGCCAUAAACUUUUUUUUAUAUUACCUCACAGGAAAGAAAUUUAGAAAUGUCGUAACGCAAAAACUGAAAAAUUAUACAGAUACAUAUUUGUCAUGUCACGGAAAUGUCCUAAGGUGCAACACAUGGAGUAAUUGUCAUAAACAUUUACGAUCUUGCAGCGCAUUGUUGACGAGGGCUGUUAUGCGGAGCAAACAAAGUAAUGCCGACGAAAGAAGAAACAGCAACGUUACCUAAUUGUAUGAGGAAGAUACAUCAGGAAGGAAACUGUUUUCAAUAUAGGAGCAUUACAUUAUAGCUCACGUAUAGUAUAUAAUCAUCUUUUACAAACAAGAUACAUGCAUAACUUAAAGCGAUAAACAAUUAUCUCUUCCGAUUAUUUUAUACGCAUAUUGCAUUUUUAAUUUCCCAGGAAAUAGAAAUUUGAUUGGGGAACAUUUAUUUAUUCUUUUCCUGUUUAUUUUAUAUACACAUGAAAUGUUUACACAUAUUAAAUAUUGCAAAAUAUCACAUUGCAUAUUAGGCGUCUUUUGCAUAACAGCGGAGUUCUUAAACGAAUUAAACAGCGAUAUAAUUACAUGUAACGAUGAUUUGUUAUUACAUUCUGACUCUAACUUUUAA
Monomorium pharaonis (pharaoh ant) is the source of this 2063-nucleotide messenger RNA. RefSeq lists its product as uncharacterized. The record is from RefSeq and is a predicted model, not a curated record. Lineage: Eukaryota; Metazoa; Arthropoda; Insecta; Hymenoptera; Formicidae. The transcript has 6 exons. Bases 276 to 1679 code for a protein of 467 amino acids. Gene Ontology annotation, molecular function: G protein-coupled receptor activity. Gene Ontology annotation, biological process: G protein-coupled receptor signaling pathway. Gene Ontology annotation, cellular component: plasma membrane.